Messenger RNA from Selaginella moellendorffii, 2876 nucleotides. Its product is annotated as sphingoid long-chain bases kinase 1. Bases 278 to 2440 code for a protein of 720 amino acids. Gene Ontology annotation, cellular component: intracellular membrane-bounded organelle; cytoplasm; membrane. The transcript has 11 exons. Lineage: Eukaryota; Viridiplantae; Streptophyta; Lycopodiopsida; Selaginellales; Selaginellaceae. Gene Ontology annotation, molecular function: kinase activity. Gene Ontology annotation, biological process: sphingosine biosynthetic process. The record is from RefSeq and is a predicted model, not a curated record.
UGAGAUCCGCAUCUCGUAAAAAAGUAUCUAGUAGAAUAUGCUCCACCUUCUAGGGCAUUUGCUGAUGUCACAGACCAUGCCCAGCAGCGGGUCAGGCAAGGAAGAGGAGGAGGAGCGAAGAACACUGUAGCAGCGCGACGGCGGCGCCAACAGCUGGAAUGCAGCUCUUCCUCACUGUAGCCAGGCGCAUUCUCUCUCCUCCAGAUCCUUGAUUGUCGCGCAUUUCCUAGGGGAUGGUACUACGAUCGGCGCUGUGAGCCGUGGGAAUUGGGCAGAGAUGCGGGGCUCGAUCAAUCCUCUACGCGUUCUAGCGAAGAAGACGGAGAAUUCUCAGCCGGGCGACCAGGAGGCGCCGCCGCAGGCUUUGCCCCCUCCACCAUCGUCCAAGAAGAGCAAAUGGGGGCUCUCUGGAAGUGCCAGGCGCUCGAAGAAAGCCGAGAGAGAGGUACCUGGCGACCACAAAAUAAAUAUCAAGGAUGAGGACUUGGAUUUGCUGGGGGAGAUUGUCAUGACGGGUAUGGUGGCUCCUCCAGGCACUGGCACGCAAGAUAACAUAAACAUGGCUACUGUGGAGGUCCACGCCAAGCUCACUACCAAGGCACUCAUCUGGGGUCUUCACUGUUUGAGGCUCGAAGACGUUGUCGCUGUUUCUUACAGCGACGGAAGUCGACGCUUUACAAUCCACUCGUAUCAAGUCACGAAAGAGAAAUGGAUCUCGAGCUCGCGGAGGUCUCGGAAAGAUCUACAUUUCCUAGCUCCUGAUGCCGAAGAGGUUUUGCAGUGGGUCUCUGCCUUCGCCGACCAAGGUUGCCACAUCAACUUUUUGAGGCACCCGCUCGCAUCCUCGAAGAAGAAGAGCACUGUUGUCGAUGCGGGAUCCUCUCCGUCCCCCUCGAUCAGGUGCCGGUCCCGUCCUACGGUGCUUGUCAUUCUGAAUCCUCGCUCCGGUCGUGGUCGUGCUCGCAAGGUGUUCAGUAAGGCGGAGCCAGUCCUGAAGCUGGCUGGUUUUAGACUUACAAUUGUCGAGACCACGGAUGCCCGUCACGCUCAAACACUGGCAUCUACUGUCGAUCUCUCUACUUGUCCAGAUGGAAUUAUUUGUGUUGGUGGCGACGGGAUUGUGAACGAGGUGCUGAACGGCUUACUUAGCAGAGAUAAUCCACACAGAGCAUCGGAGGUUCCCAUUGGCAUUAUCCCGGCCGGCUCUGAUAACUCGUUGGUAUGGACCGUCUUAGGUAUUCGCGAUCCCGUCUCCGCUGCUGUUGCAAUCGUGAAGGGAGGCAUGGUGGGUAUGGAUGUUCUUGGCGUGGAAUGGACUAAAACUGGUGCUGUUCAUCUUGGCUUUACAAUUGCAUAUUAUGGAUUUAUGAGUGAUGUCUUGGAGCUUUCUGGUAAAUACCAGAAAAGGUUUGGACCAUUGCGGUACUUCGUAGCAGGUGCUCUGAAGCUACUCCGUUUGCCGCAGUACAAGUGUGAAAUAGAUUUCGUCCCAGUCGACACCAAGAAAGACGAAGCCAGCGGCCCGAACGUUCGUCUGGAAGUCGACAGACAUGGAGACCUCGAGGCAGGGACCAUCGAGGCCAUCUUUUCAAGAAGCACUUCGACGGAGAAUGAUCACGAUGCUACAAACGAGCCAUCCGACUACGUCAGAGGCCUCGACGGGAAGACAAAGAAGCAACUCUCGACUCGAGCUUCCUUUCCCGGUUGCUGCACCGAGGAGGCUCUUUCCGUCCACCACGGAACAACUAGUCCGUCUCCGAGGCCACGGACGAGGUCCAAGUCGAGGUCCGAGAAAAGCUGGUCGGGGCUGAGCGUGGACGGCGAGUCGGCCAGAGUUUCGCGUGCCAACUCUGUGAUCUCUUCCAACGGGGAAGCAGAAAACGUGUCGUCGGCACCGAAGUGGGACAGUCCGGCACCGAAGUGGGACAGUCCAGCACCGAAGUGGGACAGUGCAGCACCGAAAUGGGACAGCAGUCCGGGACCGAAAUGGGACAGUCCUGUCGACUCCAGAUUCAGCUCCGAGUCGGAUAGCUUCCCACCGUCCAGUGACAGCGUGGUGCCAAAGUGGGAGCACAGGCAGGGAUAUUUUCUGGGAAUUAUGCUGUGCAACCAUCAGUGCAAGACGGUGCAGUGCCUACCAUCUCAAGUUCUUGCUCCCGGGGCGGAGCACGACGACGGGAACCUCGACUUGAUCAUCGUGCGAGCAGUGGGCCGGUUGCAACUCCUGCGUUUCUUCUGGUCGAUGCAGUUCAACCGUCACUUGAAACUACCAUUCGUCGAGUACAUCAAGGUGCGCCAAGCUAUACUAAAAACCGCAGGAAAUGAUCUUCAAGGUUGUGGGAUCGAUGGCGAGCUCCUGGAGCUAAACAGUCCGAUAUCAGCAGCGUUGCUACCGUAUCAAUGCCGCCUUAUCGGUCGUGCGAGACCCCGCCAGCAGUGAAAGAAGAUCGAGAGCACGCAGCGGUUUUCCUCUCCUAAGCUGGCUGUUCUUGAUAUCCGCCGGUGUGGUAGCGUGGAAGAAGCUCGCGCGAUCUUCGACCAUCUUCUCUCCAGCAAGGGAAGUUUGGAUCAGUCGGCAUGGGUGUCGAUGCUUUCGUUCUACGCUCGCAAUGGCCGCGUCACCGAGGCCAGAGAGCUUUUCGAUCGAAUGCCCGCCAGGAAUGUGAGCUCCUGCAAUGCCAUGCUCGCUGCCUACGCUCACAAGAAAAUGGUGUCGCAAGCUCGCAAGUUCUUCCUCGAGGAAUUUGCGGAGACCAACGUUGUUUCAUGGAACACAAUGCUGGGGCUUUAUGCCCGCGCUGGGCAUCUCCAAAAUGGCAAGAAAAUGUUCGAUUCAAUGCUCGAAAGGGAUUUAGUGUCGUGGAACACGAUCGUUA